This is a messenger RNA of Penicilliopsis zonata CBS 506.65, 3274 nucleotides long. RefSeq lists its product as hypothetical. Gene Ontology annotation, molecular function: chitin synthase activity. Lineage: Eukaryota; Fungi; Ascomycota; Eurotiomycetes; Eurotiales; Aspergillaceae. Bases 303 to 3053 code for a protein of 916 amino acids. The transcript has 7 exons. The record is from RefSeq and is a predicted model, not a curated record. Gene Ontology annotation, cellular component: cell periphery; cell septum.
GCCACAACAUCGUCUUUCGUUGAGAAACAGGCGACAGGCAUCAUCCUUCCUAGUGGGCUUCCUUCAGCCCUGGCGGCUUACCUCCUCCUCCUCCUGCUCCUGCUGCGCCUGCGUCUCCAUCUUUGGCUUGUCUUGCCUAUUUUUUAUUUUUAUUUUUUUGCUUUCUUGCUUUCUUUCUUUUUAUUUUAUCGGUCGCUGGAUCUGCUUUCGUCAACACUUCCUCCUCCUUGUUUCGUUGAGAUACCCGUCGGCCUUGCUUCGUCUGUUUGGUUCGAUCAUAACAACUGCUUCUCCCUUGCACCAUGGCGUACAGUGGCACAGGUGCACAUUCACCGGGGGCCUACGAUGAGGGCCAGGGGAGCCCUGAGGGCCACCGACUGCAGGAUCUGGGCAACUCCAAUUACGACGAUGAGGCUGCUCGAGGACUCCUCAGUCAGCAGGGCCCCUUCACCGGCGGGCCCUUUGACGACCCCCACCAGCGUGGUGCCUCGCCCGCACGACCCAUCUCGGGCUACAGCUUGACGGAAACGUACGCCGCAGACGCGCCCGCAUACCAUGACCCCUACAACACCGCCGGGUCGACCUAUUCGGCCCAGUCUCUCGAGAGCCCCGCGGCCGCGUUUGGCGUCCCCGGCCGCGUUGCCUCCCCGUAUGCGCGCAGUGAGACCUCGUCUACCGAGGCCUGGCGACAGCGUCAGGCGCCUGGCGGAGCCGGUGGUGGCCUGCGCCGCUAUGCGACUAGGAAAGUCAAGCUGGUCCAAGGCUCCGUCCUCAGUGUCGACUACCCGGCCCCGAGCGCCAUCCAGAACGCCAUCCAGGCCAAAUACCGCAAUGAUCUUGAGGGCGGCAGUGAAGAGUUCACCCACAUGCGAUAUACCGCGGCAACCUGCGAUCCCAACGAGUUCACCCUGCACAAUGGCUACAACCUGAGACCCGCCAUGUACAAUCGCCACACUGAGCUGCUCAUCGCCAUCACCUACUAUAACGAGGACAAGCAGCUGACCUCCCGUACCCUGCAUGGUGUCAUGCAGAACAUCCGCGACAUCGUCAACCUCAAAAAGUCGGAAUUCUGGAACAAAGGUGGUCCCGCCUGGCAAAAAAUUGUCGUCUGUCUCGUGUUCGAUGGUAUCGAUCCUUGCGACAAGGAUACCUUGGACGUCCUGGCUACCAUCGGUAUCUACCAGGAUGGCGUUAUGAAACGCGAUGUUGAUGGCAAAGAGACCGUCGCCCAUAUUUUCGAGUACACCACACAACUAUCGGUGACCCCGAAUCAGCAGCUGAUCCGGCCCACUGACGAUGGCCCGUCGACGCUGCCUCCUGUGCAGAUGAUGUUCUGCCUGAAACAGAAGAACAGCAAGAAGAUCAACUCGCAUAGAUGGCUGUUCAACGCAUUUGGCCGCAUUCUCAACCCCGAAGUCUGUAUUCUGCUCGAUGCAGGUACCAAGCCCGGUCCCAAGUCCCUGUUGCACCUGUGGGAAGCCUUCUACAACGACAAGGACCUCGGAGGCGCCUGUGGUGAGAUCCAUGCCAUGCUGGGCAAGGGCUGGAGAAACCUGAUCAAUCCCCUGGUCGCCGCCCAGAAUUUCGAGUACAAGAUCAGUAACAUCCUCGACAAGCCCCUCGAGAGUUCUUUUGGAUACGUCAGCGUGUUGCCCGGUGCCUUCUCAGCCUACCGCUUCCGCGCCAUCAUGGGCCGUCCGCUGGAACAAUAUUUCCACGGUGACCACACCCUGUCCAAACAGCUCGGCAAGAAGGGUAUCGAGGGCAUGAACAUCUUCAAGAAGAACAUGUUCCUGGCCGAGGAUCGUAUCCUGUGUUUCGAACUGGUCGCCAAGGCGGGCUCCAAAUGGCAUCUUUCCUACGUCAAGGCCUCCAAGGGUGAGACCGACGUUCCCGAGGGAGCGCCCGAGUUCAUCUCCCAGCGUCGUCGUUGGCUGAACGGCUCCUUCGCCGCCGGCAUCUAUUCCCUCAUGCACUUUGGUCGCAUGUAUAAGAGUGGUCACAACAUCAUCCGCAUGUUCUUCCUGCACAUCCAGAUGUUGUACAACGUCUUCCAGACCAUUCUUUCCUGGUUUUCAUUGGCCUCGUACUGGUUGACUACUUCGGUCAUUAUGGACCUGGUCGGCACUCCCAGCGCCUCCAACGGCGAAACUGCCUUCCCCUUUGGUGCCACUGCCACUCCCAUUGUCAAUACCAUCCUGAAAUACAUCUAUCUUGCCUUUUUGCUGUUGCAGUUUAUCCUGGCGUUGGGUAACCGUCCCAAGGGAUCCAAGUUUUCAUAUCUCUCCUCGUUUGUCGCGUUUGGUGUCAUCCAGGUCUAUAUCAUCAUCGAUUCCAUGUACCUCGUUGUGCAUGCAUUCAGCGGUGGCACACCCAUGGACUUUGUGACCGAUCAGGGCGUGGGAGCAUUCCUGAAAUCCUUCUUCUCGUCCACGGGUGCCGGUAUCAUCAUCAUUGCGCUGGCCGCGACCUUUGGGCUGUAUUUCGUCGCGUCGUUCAUGUACAUGGACCCCUGGCACAUGUUUACCUCGUUCCCGGCCUACCUGCUCGUGCAAUCGUCGUACAUCAACAUCCUGAACGUCUAUGCGUUCAGCAACUGGCACGAUGUCUCGUGGGGUACCAAGGGUGCCGACAAGGCGGAUGCCCUGCCCUCGGCCAAGACGACCAAGGACGAGAAGAGCAGCGAGGCCGUCAUCGAAGAGAUCGACAAGCCUCAGGCCGACAUCGACAGCCAGUUCGAAGCCACGGUGAAGCGAGCCCUGACGCCGUACGUUGCCCCGAAGGAACACGACGAAAAGACGCUGGAGGACUCGUACAAGAGCUUCCGAACCCGCCUGGUCACCCUGUGGAUUUUCAGCAACGGCCUGCUCGCGUUAUGCAUCACCAGCGAUGGUCUAGACAAAUUCGGUUUCACGUCCUCCGCCACCGAGCGUACCUCCCGCUUCUUCCAGGCCCUCCUGUGGGCCAACGCCGCCAUGGCCCUCUUCCGUUUCACCGGCGCGUGCUGGUUCCUGGGCAAGACGGGGAUUAUGUGCUGCUUCGCCCGUCGGUAAACGGGCGGUCAUGUUCGCCACCUGUCGGGCUGGCGGACCCCGUCCUUGUGGCACAUUCCUCGAUUUGUAUUCUACAUACUGUUGUCUGCUUUUUUUCUCCACACUGGUCUUUACGUUGUUGUUUUCUUCGCGUCGAUCUAAUGUCAGGGUGACAUUUACGUCUUAGUCUUAGCGAUACACGAAUGGACAUUAUGUCUAGCGUAACCACUACUGGUAAAUAG